AUGCAAAAUCAGGAUAAAUCAUUUAGUUCGAAUCUGAGUCAGCCUCUCCUUCAGAAGGUUUAUGUCCAGACGAGUAAUGCACAAAGUUCUUCGUUGAAUCCCUACAACUUAAUCAGGUACCAGGGCCCAAAUGCAUUGCAUUUAGUGGGAGGCACACCAUCUAGCAACCUUCACCUUCAGCCAAUGUCAUCUCUGAUAACAACAUCUGCAUCCAUUUAUCAACCCAACCAGAUGUCAACAUGGAACUCCUCAUCUCAAAAUAACAACUCAUCUUCCACAAUUGAUCAGCCAGCCAUCUUGCAUCAACCACAGCCACAGCAGCCACCUCAGCAGCAACAACCGCAACAACAGCAACAACACAUAAACACUCAACUGCAGCAGAAGUUGAAAGUAGAAGAUGCACUGACCUACUUGGACCAGGUCAAGUUGAAGUUUGGUCACCGGCCUCAGGUCUACAAUGAUUUCCUUGACAUUAUGAAGGACUUCAAAUCUCAAAACAUAGAUACGCCAGGAGUGAUCAGUCGAGUGUCCAUCCUAUUCCAGGGCCACAACGAGUUGAUCGUGGGCUUCAACACCUUUCUUCCUCAAGGAUACAGUAUUGAGGUGCAGAACAAUGAAACUAUCAACGUCCACCAACCAGGUCAGCAGGUCGUCUCACUCAGCUCGUUAGGCAACUAUACCACAACUGCUGCCACCAACAACAUAAUUGGUACUGCUGGAGCUGCUGCUAACACCGGAACUGUACUCCCUGGAAAUGAUCGUGUAAGUUCGGCGGGGAACAAUGGUGGUGCUGGCAUUCGUGGUGGAAGUGUGGGAAGUACCAACAAUCACGUUGGUGGGGCUUUAGUUGGCGGAGGACAUGCAGCUACUGUUCCUGUUACUGCUGGUGGGAGUAAAGGUGCAAAGACUGGCGUCGGAGAUGUGUCAAAACAGCAGCAAUUGAUGAACAACAAUAACAACAGUAGUAGUAGCAGCACCAAUUUUGAGAACAUGAGCCAGGCAUCCAUUAACUCGUUCAGCACUAGUAACAACGUCACCAACAACGCCACCACCAACAGUAAUAACGUCCCUAGCAACAGUCAAGGCCAACCAGUUGAAUUUAACCACGCCAUUAAUUAUGUGAAUAAGAUCAAGGUGACAGUUGUUUACCAAGGCAGGCCGGAGAUAUACAAAAAGUUUCUGGACAUCCUUCACAAUUAUCAAGAGGAGCAGAAGUAUUCAAAAGAACAGGUAUAUCGCCAACCGAGCAACCGAUCACCAGUGUCAGAAGCUGAAGUUUACGAGCAGACGCUUAAAUCCGGCCCUAAAUCUCAAAAAGCAAAAAAAGUCGGAUUUGGGCCGGGGCCGGGGCCGAACUCCGGUGCAUCCCUAGUAGUGUCAAAGUUGUUUCAUGAUCAGCCAGAGUUGCUACGUGAAUUUAGGCAGUUUCUACCCGAUGCCAAUGGGGGCAAUGACCUCAUGAGAGGAGUGGGUCUUACACGUCACCAAAGUGUGAAACAGGAAAUGAACCCACAACAGCAGCAGCAUUCGAUGAAGAACAACAUUCACAGUCCAGGCAGGGGCAAGAUGUCCUGGUCAUCUUCGUCGUCACCCUCCUCAUUCAUGCCUGCCACUAAGAAGCAGAAGCUGAAUCAGAGAAACGUUUGCAACAACAUCAGCAACAAUUCACUGGCAAACAAUAACAGUGAGAGCAUCAACAAUUCAGAUUAUAAUUUCUUUGAUCCGGAACUCAUCAAAUAUUUGAACAAGCAGUCAAUAAAGGAACCCUUGUACAGAGAGGUUCUCAGGUACAUCAAUCUACUGAUGAAGAAGGCCAUCAACUUUGCUGAAUUUAACAAAUCUGUCGAUCCUUUGGUGGAUAAACUGCCUGGUCUGAAAUCAUACUUUGAAAAUUACAAGUCUUAUUUUGACGGCAACGGUGAUAACAAAAGCAGCAUCACCAAGAGCAACAAAAUGCAUCAGACGUCAUCUCUCCAUCACCAACAGCAGCAUCACCACCAGUUACAACAUCAUCAUCAUCAUCAUCCACCAUCUUCAUCGUCUUCGUCGUCAUUGUUGGUCGUCGACUUUGACUCAAAUAAGUUGAUGUCUGGAGGAAGCAUGAGUGUUGCAGACCGGAGAAGCUGUGCACUUGAAGGAGGUGGUGGCAGUAGUAAGGAGAAAAUAGUGAAGUUUGACAAGCAUGCACACAUUGAUUUGUCAACAUGCAAGCAGUAUGGCAAGCAUUACAGAGAACUUCCAAAGAAUUACAUACAGGAAACAUGCAGUGGACAAACUGAACUGGAGGAAGAGGUUUUAAACAGCACCUAUGUAUUGUUUCCUGUCUCCGGCGGGGAUGAGGAAAAUGAUCGUGCAAGUAAUGAUGACGACGACGAUGAUGUUUCCUGCAGAAGAAACCCAUUAGAAGAUCACGUCUUCCAGUGUGAAGAUGAGAGAUAUGAGCUGGACAUGGUGAUGAACUUGAACAUGAGCGUCCUGCUGGGUUUAGAGUCACUGGCGCGUCGCAUGAGGAGCAUGACCUCGGAUGACCUUGGAAGGUUCCAGAUCAAUGACCUCUCUGCAGCCAUUGGAAUAUCUGAACUCAAUAUCGAAAUUGCUCUCAAAAGGGUUUAUGGUGACAAGGGGUUGACGUUGAUUGAGGGCCUGAGGAAAUCUCCCCUCGUCACUGUUCCGAUCAUCAUCAAGAGUCUCAGGAGCAAGGAUGUCGAGUGGAAGGAAUCCAAGAAGAGUUUUGAGAGAUUCUGGAGUGAGCAGAUGGACAAGUUCUACUUGAAAUCUCUGGACUUUGAAGGGCAGAGGUUCAAACAGGUGGAUUCCAAGUACAUCAGGUCCAAGAGUUUGGUCAAGGAACUUGAAAACAUCAUUAAAACUUCCCAGGCCACUAAAACUGCUUCUUCUAAUACUGCUAUUACUACUAAUAAUAGUAAUAAUAAUAAUGUGUUAAGUAGCAAAAAGAAAUAUGAUAAUGAAGAUGAUGGCGAGUUUGAAGUCACACCUGCCAAGAAGAGAAAACUAUCAUCCACUAAAAGCAAUGACAACAACAGCAAUAAAGCAAACGUGAAAAACCAAGAAAAGAAUCAGCCUAAUGAAAGCAACAAAAUCUGCAACAAAAGCAACACAUCUCACGCUAGCACCAGUGCAAACAACAAUACAAGCAAUGACAGGGGCUACAGCCACUUCACUGAUGAUUACAUGAACCUCUCCUUACAAGAUUACAAUGUUUACCAUGAUGCUGUCUCACUAAUCAUUAGCAACAUCACUCGACAGUCAGGCAUUCAAUCAGAGGAGAGAGAUAAAAUGAAGCGCAUCUUAUCCAAUUUCCUGCCCGCCGUUUUAAUUGCUGACUUUCAGUACGUUUUUAUGACGUCAUCAUCGUCUUUUAGCGAUGCGCAGAAUGUGGAGGGUGAUGUAAAAGUAAAGAAGGAAUAUGAAGAGGAUGGCAGUGUUGAAUUUAUUCAAAGGAUUGAUGCAGCUAGUCUUGAUUUUAAGAAGGAGCCACCUUAUGAUGAAGUAACAAGCAACAAGACCAACAAUUUAGGUAGUGUCAAAUCAGUGGCGUUUAAGGCAAAAAGUAAAGCACAACAGACAGCCGCAUCGACACCUCUGCAGCAUCCACCAUCAUCGCCAGCAUUGCAACUGAAUUCAUCAUCAUCAUCAUCAUCCUGCUCGUCAUCACAGACCACGAUAUUUUACUGCAACGAGAACUGGUACGUGCUGCUGAGGUUAAUGUUGCUGAUUUGUGAGAGGUUGUUGAUAUUGAAGAAGAGGUCUGAGGAACUUUCGAUGGAGGAGGAAAAGAACAAACUUCUACGUGAUGUCAUGACUCUCAGAGCCGUACAGGCCAAAUGCCCCGAAUCGUUGGAUCCAAGUUCCUUCUACUCGACUGCUCUUGACAUGGUGAAGAAUUUAAUGAGUGGCAGUUUGGAUGUCGGCUCGUACGAGGAUCAGUUGAGGGAGAUGUUUGGAGUCAACUGCUACCAUGUUUUCACUCUCGAUAAAGUCGUACAGAAUGCCGUCAGACAGUUACAACACGCGUCUAACAAGGAUGAGAGCCAAUUAUUGCUGGAGGCUUACGAAAGUUACCUGCAACGGCAUGUUGAUGUCGAUGAAUACAGAACCAAGUGCCAGAGUCUGCUCUCUGAGAAGACUUGCUACCAAUUUGUAAUUGUCAAGGGAGAAUCAUCUGCUGAUGUGAAGAUCAGCAUACUUCCAGAGGCACAGACUGUCAGUGAUCUGGAGACCUCGUUGGAGCAUCACCAUCAACAACAACCACAGCUAAAUGAAGGCCAGGAUGGAAACCUACCUAAGCAAUCAACAACUUCGUCGUUACCGUUACAAAGAGAUGGGCUGACUUGGAAUUCGGUGUCUAACAAUCCAGUGGAUGAAACUGAUGCCAUGGAUGUUGGUGACUAUGGAAGGAAUGAUACAGUAGCAUCCGACGAUAGAGGAUCCAGUGAUCAAGUGCACUAUGAAUUGCAUUUGCGACGUAGCCACGUUUUCAAGUUUCCUGAUUUCCUGAGAAAAUUCCGGCAUAGGAAAGAUAUCCAAAUGAACAAUCCUCCCGAGUAUGUUGAUCCAAAAAAUGUAGACGCCCGUCUAGCUCACGUCGUCAGUUUGUUAGAUUAUGCUGGUCGGGACUUUGUUCGAAGAAAGGAACAACUAAACAUGCCCGACAAUCUUGAUGAUAGUAACAUCAACAAAAGUGGCGAGUACGACGACAACAACAUCAGUGACCAGAGUGCUGGCAACGAAGGAAUGGCUGAUGAAGAUAACGCCAGGCACCCUUUUGUUAAUUCACAAGUAGACAAAAGUUAUCUGAUGAACAAAUUCAACAAUGCCUCUGAAUGUGGCAACUCUGAUUCUUCAUUCUCAUCUGAAACCGGGAGUCGGUUGAUGAUGGAAUUAGGCUGCACAAAGAUAUUUGUAUUCAAGGCUAAUGCUUUGUCUAAAGCUCAAAAAAGUCACCGCAAAACAACGCUCCGCAGACUGAAACGUUUUAAUGAGUGGCUGUACAAAUGGACCAGCAAAAACAUUACAGAGGAUCAGAUGGCGACGUGUAAUCAGUGGUUUGAAGGAUCCAAUAUGUCCACCGAUUUGCCAUUUUUAUGUAAACAAGAUGACGGUGGACAAACUGAACAACGUAAAAUUAAAAGAGUUGUCAUGAAUUCUCAUCUGCUAAUAACACACAAAGUGAAUGACAACAACUUGACUGCAACAUCGGAAACACAACUACAUGUCAUAAAUGACAUUCGAUUUGAGGGCAACAUUGAUGCUGGUGAUACAGGUGAUGAUAACUCAUUGACACCGUACAGACCUUAUUACAAAUAUCUACUAACGCCCAAACAUUCAAAAUCCGAAGAACCGCCAGUAUCAACGUCAUCAUCUUCAUCCUCCUGA
Molecule: messenger RNA, 5397 nt
Organism: Helobdella robusta
Lineage: Eukaryota; Metazoa; Annelida; Clitellata; Rhynchobdellida; Glossiphoniidae
Exons: 25
Coding region: 1-5397 (1798 amino acids)
Biological process (GO): negative regulation of transcription by RNA polymerase II
Cellular component (GO): chromatin
Molecular function (GO): transcription corepressor activity
Source: RefSeq, a predicted model, not a curated record